Messenger RNA from Rotaria socialis, 1215 nucleotides. Lineage: Eukaryota; Metazoa; Rotifera; Eurotatoria; Philodinida; Philodinidae. The record is from the annotation of a GenBank genome assembly.
AUGUUCAGACGUGUCCAUCACAGAACUGGAAAACGAUAUUGUUCUUCAUGUAUUUUUUCAUGUUUUAUCAUUGUAUGCAGUACUAUUAUUAUUCAACGUACUUUUGUACAUGUAAAAUACUUAAAAUGUGUUCCUAUAAAUCCUGACGAUGAAAUCAUCGAUCGUCAAAAUGACUGGAAAUAUCAAAAUAGUAUAACUGGAACUUGGUAUCGUUGGGGAACAACUGAUGAAAAACAAAAUCAUCAUAUAGAAUGGCGUGUCAAUUGGUUGAAUGUUGCUCCGGCAUCAUAUCUCGGUGUUAUUGUCUACUUAACUACGCGCGAUGAGCUCAAUUCACUUCAUACAUCACUUGCACAACUAUCUCAUUUACUAUCAAAUAACCCUCGGCCUGUAGUUAUUUUUCAUGAAGGUGAUUUCAAUGAUACUAAUAUUCAAAAAUCUUUAGCUAAAACGCUAGGUGAUCGUACUCCAUUAGGUUUUGAGUGUAUUCAGUUUUCUAAUAGUUCACAUCAAACUCGAUUUAUUCAUCGUCGAUUGUCACAUAAGUAUUUCCAUAUGUGUCGAUUUUUUACUAUAAUGCUUCCAAAUCAUCCUUUAUUAACAUUAUUCUCAUUGUAUUGGCGACUCGAUUCACAUUCUUAUAUAUUUGGACCUAAACCUAUAGAGGAUCCAUUCGAAAUUAUGCAAAAAAGACAGAUUCAAUAUGCUUUCAUUAUGGUUAAUGAAGAAGCUGAUCAUUAUGCUACUGGAUUAUUUGGACUUUUUAAUGAAUUUCUUAAUGAGCAUUGUUUGAAAUUGUCACCAUCAGUCCGUCAAACACAAAUUACUUGGUUCGGUCGAUAUUCACUUGCGAUGAUUUUUACAAAUUUUGCUCUUGCUAAUGUUUCUCUUUUUCGUGAUCAUUCAUUAAUAAGAGCUUGGCUUCAUAUGGUCGAUCGUAAUGGGGGUAUCUAUAGAGAGCGAUGGGGAGAUGCACCUAUUCAUACAUUAAUUUUAACUCAAUUAAUUUCACGAAAUCAUAUUGUACGUCUAAGAUAUUUUGGAUAUAUGCAUCGACAGGAAUAUACCUGUGCUAGUGGCGUACAAGAAGAUUUAUGUAAACAACAAGUGCAACCAUUCUUAAAAAAUACUACUCUUCGAUAUUACCACUAUCAAGAUGGAUGUUUUCCAUCGAAUCAAAAUCUUUUAUGUCAUUAUUAUCCUGAAAUUAUAUGA